Messenger RNA from Ilyonectria robusta, 428 nucleotides. RefSeq lists its product as uncharacterized. NCBI's taxonomy places the organism in Eukaryota, Fungi, Ascomycota, Sordariomycetes, Hypocreales, Nectriaceae. Bases 44 to 319 code for a protein of 91 amino acids. The record is from RefSeq and is a predicted model, not a curated record. The transcript has a single exon.
UGGCGUUCAGGGGUUGAACCAACGCUGACUGAGUUACUCCGUCAUGGUUGGUCGUUUCGUUAUCUUGGAGAGCUGCAUGGCAAGCUUGACUCUCUGCUGCCGUUCCCGACUCCUGGCUACCCUCCCAGGCCGGCAGGGUGCGCCAGGCUCUGACAACACGGCAGCACCGUGGAGAUUGCAAGGCUUGCUCGAAAUACAACUAUUGUUUUUGCAAUUCCCCACGGGGCUGUUCAGCUUCACCCCCAGCUUGGCCGGGCCCCCCUCGGAUGGCACGAUGGCAACCAUGGUUCGGCUUUGGUCCUCUCCUCGAUCAGCCUAGGUUGCUUUUCAGCGCUGAGUCGACCGGAACUAUUGGAGAACGGCGGGCCGUGGUCGGGGGAAGGGGAAGCUGGGCGUCUGGGCGCCUGGGCGUAACUAAGAGAUAUAAG